Hippocampus zosterae (dwarf seahorse) is the source of this 6937-nucleotide messenger RNA. It is a transcript of the gene chka, whose product is annotated as choline kinase alpha. The transcript is spliced from 12 exons. NCBI's taxonomy places the organism in Eukaryota, Metazoa, Chordata, Actinopteri, Syngnathiformes, Syngnathidae. Gene Ontology annotation, molecular function: ethanolamine kinase activity; choline kinase activity. Bases 295 to 1551 code for a protein of 418 amino acids. Gene Ontology annotation, biological process: phosphatidylethanolamine biosynthetic process; CDP-choline pathway. The record is from RefSeq and is a predicted model, not a curated record. Gene Ontology annotation, cellular component: cytoplasm.
GUCCUUCCAUCUUCGCUGUAAAUCCGCACCACCGCGACAUCUCACCCAUUCCCAAGCAGGAUCUCUCUACGUCCGGUCACUUUCCCUUUACGAAGCUUGAACGUCAAAUCGGUCGCAAUUUUUCCACGUUAAAAUCGAAGGAAAUGUGAAAACCUACUGCUUGAAAAUAAAUUCAACAGCGAGUGAACGAAUCUUAGUAUUUUGAGAAACAAAACCGGUGAACACCUAAUUUAGGGAUAUAAUUCGUCGUAUAUAUAUUUUUUAAUUUGUGGCUUUGCUGUUUAAAAAGCUAAAAUGAAGACCAAAUUUAUCAACGGGGUUUCCUCUUCUCCCUCUCUAUCGCUGGGUUUACUAGUAACCGAGAGCGCCUUGCAGGUUCAGCCUGGUGCUCAAGAGGAUUGCAAGGACCUGGUCCGCUCGGAGACUCCCGACCAGGACACACGGUUAAAUGCUUACCUCUGGUGCAAGGAGUUCCUCAAUGGGUCCUGGAAAAUCCUGGCGGAGGACGACUUCGAGAUCACCGUGAUAAGGGGUGGGCUGAGUAACAAGCUCUUCCUGUGCAGCCUCCCAGACAGUGUGAACACUGUUGGGGAUGAGCCAAGGAGUAUUCUGCUGCGCCUUUAUGGGGCCAUCCUGCAGAUGUCCUGUAAUAAAGGGGAAUCCCAACAGUCAAACAAAGAGAAUCCUUUUCAAGGGGCAGAGGCCAUGGUCUUGGAGAGUGUGAUGUUUGCAAUCCUGGCAGAGAGAGAAUUGGGACCGAAACUCUACGGGAUUUUUCCUCAGGGACGACUGGAGCAGUAUGUGCCGAGCCGUAAGCUGGAAACGUGCGAACUGAGCGACCCGAGCAUUUCGGCAGAGGUUGCUGAGAAAAUGGCCAAGUUUCAUGGAAUGAGAAUGCCUUUCAACAAGGAGCCCAAAUGGUUGUUUGGAACCAUGGACAAGUACUUAAACCAAGUCAUGAGGCUGAACUUCACCCGGGAGUCUCACUUGCGCCAUUUCAACCGCUUGCUCAGCUACAACCUACAGCAGGAGAUGGAUUGGCUCAAGUCUCUGCUGGAAUCCACCCACUCUCCAGUGGUGUUUUGCCACAACGAUUGUCAAGAAGGAAACAUCUUGCUACUAAAAGACCAUCAUCAGUCGGACAAACAGAAGCUGAUGCUCAUUGACUUUGAGUACAGCAGCUAUAACUACAGGGGAUUUGAUAUCGGCAACCAUUUCUGUGAGUGGAUGUAUGACUACAACUGUGACGAGUUUCCCUUCUUCAAAGUGAAAGCGCAAGCUUACCCUUGCAAGGCUCAACAGCUCCACUUCAUUGAAAAUUACCUGCGCGCGUCCCCUGAAGGAUUCGACUGCUUAAGUCAAGAGGACCAAAUGAAAAUGAAGGAGGAGCUUUACACAGAGGUCAACAGAUUCUCCCUUGCAUCCCACUUCUUUUGGGGCUUGUGGUCCAUCAUCCAGGCCCGUCUAUCGACCAUCAAGUUCGGAUAUCUGGAGUACGCCCAGGACAGAUUUGAUGCCUACUUCCAGCAGAAGAAAAUGUGGGCCGUCUAACGGAGCAAGAAGAUUGGACCACCUUUUGAGCUGAGCGAGGUCAUGCUAGCCGAUACAGAUUCCAUGCUUUACUUACACUCUGCCACAAGAGUAUGUGCUGGCUGCUGUUGGUGCCGGCGGUGCCAAAUUGAAUCACAAGUCCGGGUGCUCAUCUUCACCCCAAAUUCCGCUGCAGCGCAAAGUCUCAACUGCUCGCUGACAGAUAAUCUUGUCAGGCCUAUCUCUGCUUGUGCAUUGCUCUGUGAAUCUAACUAAUACAUGCCAUGACUGAUGGAGAUCGAAAAUGGAUUUCGGUUGAAGCUAGACUGGACGCAUUAACAUUGCAUCAAUGUGUCAACGUAUUGCUCCUUCUGAGGGAAAGAGCCAAAAGUGAACCUCUUGUGGUAGUUUUCUGCUUACUUAAGCAUCCAACUAUGUAUAUUAUGAAAAUAUAUAUAUAUAUACCUCAAAGUACCAAUAACUCUGUUACUAACUUCUUGCUGGUGGGAUUAUUAGGACUUGAUAUUAUACAGUUGGUAUAUAUGCAAUUUUAGGUGUCGCCAUGAUUUUUAGGCCAGUGAAAGGGAUCAUGUUGUAUUUCCAUGUAUUUGAAUUUUGAGUUUCUGGGUUGAACAUGCUUCAAUUCAAAUCAUCAACCGUCGUAGAUUAAUCCAUCCAUCCAUCCAUCGAUUUUCCGCUUAUCCGGGGUCAGGUCACGGGGGCAGCAGCUUUAGGAGGGAAGCCCAGACUUUCCUCUCCCCAGCCACUUCAUCAAGCUCUUCCUGGCGGAUCCCGAGGCGCCCAGGCCAGCUGAGUGACAGUCUCUCCAGCGUGUCUUGGGUCGUCCCCGGGGUCGCCUGCCGGUGGGACAUGCCCGGAACACCUCACCAGGGAGGCGUCCAGGAGGCAUCCUAAUUAGAUGCCCGAGCCGCCUCAUCUGGCUCCUCUCGAUGUGGAGGAGAAUCGGCUCGACUCGGAGCCCCUCCCGGAUGACUGAGCUUCUCACCUUAUCUCUAAGGGAGAGCCCGGACACCCUGCGGAGAAAACUCAUUUCGGCCGCUUGUAUCUGGGAUCUCGUUCUGCACACAUCUUUGUACACUUGUGGUGUGAACUUGGAUAAGUGCGAUAAGAACAGAUCCCAGUAGUGACGGCUCCACAGAACGACGUCAUUCCAUCUUUGCGUUCUUUGUUGCCUUACUCUCCGUUGGCAUUUGGGAAAUUAAAUGUCAACACAAUUCAGACAUAUAGUUUUGAUUUACAUUAUUUACAGUUCAAUGGAAAAUGAACUAUGCACAGUAUUAAACUAUUUUUUUAUACCAAGCAGUAUAAUAUUGGCCAAAGAAGAAAAAAAAAACAUUCAAAUUAUUAACAUGUCAUUACAUUUGUGCAUUUUUGUUUUGUUUUGGACAUGGAAAAAAACAAAACAACUAUAUUGUUUUGCACAAUUGUCAAUACCCACGAGAGCUGUCAAGGAAAUCAAAAGAAACAGACUGCUCCUCUUGGAGAAUGCAGCUUGGAUGGUUAUUCUACUCAAUCCCCUUCGUCAUUGGGCAUCCACUCUACUUAAUAUUUUACGUUAACUGUUGAAAUGCUUUCCACUCGAUGUCGCUUUGUGACGAAACCUGUGCAAUACUUCAAAAGAUUCAUGCAUUUUCAUUGCUUUACAAAUGCGUUUGAACACUUGAUACCAUCCGAUAUCAUGCUGAAGCGCUACAAGACAGUAUACUUCCUCAGAGAAUUCAAGACAUUUUGUUAGCGUAGCAUUCAACCACUGAAACAAAUUUUCUGGUGAGGAAUGCAAGUGCCGUAUUUUCUGCACGAUAAGGCGCCUCGGAUCCAAAAGUCCACCUUCAAUGAAUGGCCUAUUUUAAAACACUGCAUCAUCAUAAGGCGCAUAGAAUACAAGCUACAAUAGUGGUUGUGGUUGCGCUAUGCAUCCACUAGAUCAGGGGUCGGCAACCUAUGGCUCGCGAGCCAGAUGUGGCUCUUUUGAUGAUUGUAUCUGGCCCGCAGAUAAAACAAAAUUAUUCCCGCUAGUUUAAUCCAUCGAUUUUUCACUGCUCACGUUCUGUUGCUGCAGUCGGCGGCAGGAGCAAUUUUAAUUGGAUGAUGCUGCCCUACGUAGGCUGUUGCUGGGGGAAACAGGUAAACGCCCCCUUUUGAAUAAGCCUGCUCAAAGCUUAAAGCCAAUCCUUCGACGGAUAAAAUAGCGAAAAGAAAAAAAGAUGACAAGUAUGGUCGAGUUCAGGACGAAUGGUCCGAAGGAUUCGUCUUUGUGGAGAGAACAGGUUCUGCGGUGUGUCUGAUUUGCAAAUACCAAAAUACGGUCAAAUGUAAUGCGGCACUUUGACACGCGCCAUGCUACGUUCGCAUCAAAAUACGCUGCGGCAGACAAUAGGAGGGAAGCGUGCAAGCUACUGAGCAGGCUGCAAGGUGACUAUAAUUCCACUCCUUUUGCUGGAGCUUUAGCAAUCGUGAGUAACGGAAAACCAUUCACGUAAAUAGUGAGUAUUAUAACAUUAUUUAAAAGUAUACAUUCGGCGGCUUAUACUGACAUUUUGUUGAAUUCACUAUUAUAUAUAUAUAUAUAUAUAUAUAUAUAUAUAUAUAUAUAUAUAUAUAUAUAUAUACAAGGCGGCCCGGUAGUCCAGUGGUUAGCACGUCGGCUUCACAGUGCAGAGGUACCGGGUUCGAUUCCAGCUCCGGCCUCCCUGUGUGGAGUUUGCAUGUUCUCCCCGGGCCUGCGUGGGUUUUCUCCGGGUGCUCCGGUUUCCUCCCACAUUCCAAAAAUAUGCUUGGCAGGCUGAUUGAACACUCUAAAUUGUCCCUGCGAUUGGCUGGCAACCGAUUCAGGGUGUCCCCCGCCUACUGCCCGGAGACGGCUGGGAUGGGCUCCGGCACCCCCCGCGACCCUAGUGAGGAUCAAGCGGUACGGAAGAUGAAUGAAUGAAUAUAUAUAUAUAUAUAAUGCGCGUCGUCCCGCACGCGGUCUGUCCAUUCCGUCUGUCCCUUUUCAAAACAUACCUACUUCACCGCGCCGCCACUGCGCCGCUCAGGCAGUGGCUCACUACGAUCGCGUGGGCAUCUUAGCGAAAAAAUGUUGUCUACCCACAAGCAUUGCAAUGAAAUUGUUAGUUAUUUAGUAGAGCUAAACAUCUCUUUAUUUUCGCGAUAAGCAAUGAAGAUGAACAAAAAGUUGAACCAAGCAACAACACUUUUGUGGGCCGAAGGCCCACCUUACCAGCCUUCCGCAGGAACUAGCUGAUGAGCCGCCCGGACGGCGGCGAACCAGCUAGUAUAUAUAUAUGGCGCUAUGCUUAAGGGAAUACAAUACAAUACAGUACAGCUUUAUUUAAAUUGAGCCUUCACAACCACUGCAGCUGUAACAAUGAGAAACGCAUAAAAUACAAAUGGCAUUGCAAAACAAUGAAUGAAACGUUAUGAAGACACUUGAUUCAACAAACAGGCACGGAAACCUUGUGGGGCUCACACCCACAAGGGACUAAAUAUCCUUAAAGGCCUUGCUUGUCUCCUCCCUUCAGCAGUUAAUGAUGCUUUUGGUAUUAGCUUCGUUUCAUAAUGGCUGCGCAGAGCUCACAAAGUAGUUGUCUGAGUGUGUGUCAGUGAAUGGACAUGUCAAUUCGUGUCGGGCAGAACUAUUUUAGCUUCCAAUUGGGUCCUGCUAAUGAUCACCACUAAAUGGCAUUGGAACACGAACGGAAGCAACUCACUGGGGAAUCUAAAGAGACUGCACCACCAUACGUAAGGCACAUCGGAUUUAUAGGGCGCACUGUCAGCUUUUGGGAAAAUCGAAUGCUUUUAGGUGCGCCUUAUAGUGCGGAACAUACGGUAUAUGUAUUAGUAUAAUGCAAGUAUGUAAUGUUUUAUUAAAUAUUGAACAUACGUCACUGUUCCAAAUCCACUCGUUUGAGCCAGCUAAUCUAGCGACAAUUGGCUUGCCAAGUAUCGUGACAGUCUGACAGAGUGGUUUAAGUUGGCAACCCUGAAAUAAGCUAACACUGGGUGGUGGUCUAACAAAUGUGUUUAGUGCUGCAUCCAUGCAACAUUCUACAGUGGGGUCUGACUUUUGAGCCACUUAGUUUGAUUUUGUGAACCCGCAAAAUGUGAUCCUGUAAAAGGUAUCGUUGGCAUUACCUCAUAGUGUUGAUAUAAAAGUCAUGGCUCUUAAUAUGUGAUUUACUCUGUUCUACUAUAUGCCAGUCGUCUGGUGCUUGAACCAUCCAAAUGUCCUUGAAUGCCCAGUGUAAGCAUUUUUGAUCUCAAAGGACUGGGGGCGGAGCGGGGGGGGGGGGGCGUAUAUGUACUUUAAACUGGGAUUCAUUUGACUUGUUUUAUUUUGCAUGCAUUUUUUUUUAAAGUACUUGACAGUUGUCCUUUUUAAAUGUGUGCGCGCGUACGUGUGUGUUACAUAAUUUGGAGACGCAAUUGGGACUAAGGGUGCAUCAAAAUAUUGUCCAUUCGACCAAACAAGAUCAUUUUGGUUUUCACAUGUGAAAAUAUGAGCCAAGUUUUAUUCUUUAGUUACGUUUAAUAGAAUGUGUGUGUUAGCUUUUGGUUUGUGUGACAUGACACAAAGACGUCUAUCCUUUUUUUUUUGAGCAAAUGUUUAAUAGUUAUCACAAUUCUGAAUGAAAUGAUCUGUCAUAAAGAGGGCCCUGCCUGGUUGAAGCUCCUGUUGAUCUGGCCAAGGACCAACAAACUAACUCAGUGCCACAAGCCUCGAGCAUCAUUAAGUCACACAAAGUCAUCUUAGUUAUUUGCAUGUCUUGAACAAAUCACACUGAGACCAAAUUUUAGUCCCUUGUCUCAGGCAAGCCCCACCUUCAAAUUUUAUAUUUGGUCCAAACCUAAACAUCCACCACAAAGGUUUUAAAAGUUCAUCCCUAUUGAGGCAAAAGUCUUAACCACUGUGAUUAUUUUAACAUCACUGGUCCAUGGCUCUUUUAUCAUUGUUGUUUUUUUUUUGGUUUUUUUUUUUUUUAGACUGUGUAUAUAUUUCUGCCGCACUUUUUUCCAAAGUUGCUUGGUAAUUGUAAAUUGUUGAUGCAAAACAUUUUCAUGUUAAAGAAAAAUGAUUGUUGUCAUUAUUGCUGAACACUGCAUAAGUGCAUAUUUUGUGUUCACUUUGGGCCAAUAGAAACCGAAUGGAAGCAACAUAGUCACUUCUUGCAAUGUGAAAUAACUAAGAUUGUGAUUCUCUGUGAUUAUACUUGUACUUGUAAUACACGUGUUGUGACAUUCAGUACAACACUAGUGGUGAUGAAUCAUUAACGAAACUGAAAAGGGUUGAAGUUGAACUACUGCAGCACAGAAAGAAUGACACCCCCCCCCCUUCACUUGUAUUUCUGCUUUGCACAAAAAAUAAAAAUUAAAAGCAUAAACUACA